Messenger RNA from Nematolebias whitei (Rio pearlfish), 2731 nucleotides. It is a transcript of the gene xab2, whose product is annotated as XPA binding protein 2. NCBI's taxonomy places the organism in Eukaryota, Metazoa, Chordata, Actinopteri, Cyprinodontiformes, Rivulidae. The record is from RefSeq and is a predicted model, not a curated record. Gene Ontology annotation, cellular component: U2-type catalytic step 2 spliceosome; Prp19 complex; post-mRNA release spliceosomal complex. Gene Ontology annotation, biological process: generation of catalytic spliceosome for first transesterification step; mRNA splicing, via spliceosome. Gene Ontology annotation, molecular function: protein binding. Bases 113 to 2656 code for a protein of 847 amino acids. The transcript has 19 exons.
UACGUGUUACGUCACCGGAAGUCUCAGAUUUUCACGUUCAGUUUUUAAACUAGCUUAGCGUUUCGAAAGUUAGCAUUGUUUUUAACUGGAAACGUAUUUUCUUUAAGAAGGAAUGCCUUCACAAAACGGGAAAGCGGAUGUUAUCUUUGAAGAUGAUGAUCUUCCUUAUGAAGAGGAGAUUAUCAGGAAUCCAUACUCUGUCAAGUGUUGGAUGCGCUACAUUGAAUUUAAACAGAAUGGACCCAAAUCAACUCUCAACAUGAUAUAUGAGAGAGCUCUGAGGGAACUGCCUGGAAGCUAUAAGUUGUGGUACAAUUAUCUGAGAGAGAGAAGGAAGCAAGUUAAAGGAAAAUGUAUAACCGAACCAGUCUAUGAGGAGGUCAAUAAUUGCCACGAAAGGUCUCUGGUGUUCAUGCACAAGAUGCCUAGGAUAUGGAUUGAUUACUGCCAGUUCCUUGUUACUCAGUGUAAGAUCACAAGAAGUCGGCGAACAUUUGAUCGUGCACUGAGAGCUCUACCAGUAACUCAGCAUCCACGAAUCUGGCCUUUGUAUCUUCGCUUUGUCCGCAACUUGCCCCUACCUGAGACAGCAAUUCGGGUCUAUCGGCGAUACCUUAAGCUUUCUCCAGAAAAUGCAGAAGAAUACAUUGAAUACUUGCGGUCAAUUGGCCGUUUGGAUGAGGCAGCUUUGCGACUAGCAGCUAUUGUCAACGAUGAAAGCUUUGUGUCCAAAGAGGGCAAGUCUAAUUAUCAACUGUGGCAUGAGCUAUGUGACCUGAUUUCUCAAAAUCCAGAUAAAGUGACCUCUCUAAAUGUUGGAGCCAUCAUACGAGGAGGCCUUACACGCUUCACAGACCAACUUGGAAAACUUUGGUGCUCUUUAGCUGACUAUUACAUCAGAAGUGGCCACUUUGAGAAAGCACGAGAUGUGUAUGAGGAAGCCAUCCUUACGGUGGUAACUGUAAGGGAUUUCACACAAGUGUUUGAUAGUUAUGCUCAGUUUGAAGAGAGCAUGAUUGCUGCAAAAAUGGAAACCACUGCUGAGAUGGGACAAGAGGAGGAAGAUGACAUAGAUUUGGAGCUUAGACUGGCACGCUUUGAGCAGCUGAUUACUCGUCGUCCUCUGUUGCUGAACAGUGUACUACUGAGGCAAAACCCCCAUAAUGUUCAUGAGUGGCACAAACGCGUAAAACUGUACGAAGGAACUCCACGGCAUAUCAUCAACACAUACACUGAAGCAGUGCAGACCAUAGAUCCAAUGAAGGCCACUGGAAAGCCACAUUCUCUCUGGGUUUCUUUUGCUAAAUUCUAUGAAGAAAAUGAUCAGCUGGAUGAUGCUCGGACAAUCUUUGAGAAGGCUACAAAAGUGAACUACAAGCAAGUGGAUGACCUUGCUGCAGUGUGGUGUGAAUAUGGAGAAAUGGAGCUUCGCCAUGAGAACUAUGAUCAGGCAUUGCGCAUACUGAGGAAAGCUACAGCCAUCCCAUCCAAGAAAGCUGAGUACUUUGAUUCAUCUGAGCCAGUCCAAAACAGGGUAUACAAGUCCUUGAAGGUCUGGUCUAUGCUGGCUGACUUGGAGGAAAGUCUUGGCACUUUCCAGUCUACAAAAGCAGUUUACGACCGUAUUAUUGAUCUACGCAUUGCCACUCCACAAAUCAUCAUCAACUAUGCCAUGUUCCUUGAAGAACACAACUACUUUGAGGAAAGCUUUAAGGCUUAUGAGCGAGGGAUCGCUCUCUUCAAGUGGCCAAAUGUUUAUGACAUUUGGAACACCUACCUGACCAAGUUCAUUGAUCGCUAUGGGGGCAAGAAGUUGGAGAGAGCUCGGGAUUUAUUUGAACAAGCCCUCGAUGGCUGCCCUGCUAAGUUUGCAAAGACCAUUUAUCUGUUGUAUGCCAAACUGGAAGAGGAGUACGGAUUAGCGCGGCAUGCCAUGGCUGUCUAUGAAAGAGCAACACAGGCUGUGGAAACUGAUGAGAGACACCAUAUGUUUAAUAUCUACAUCAAGAGAGCAGCUGAAAUUUAUGGAGUUACAUAUACCAGAGCAAUUUAUCAGAAGGCUAUUGAGGUCCUUCCUGAUGAGCAUGCAAGGGAGAUGUGCCUGCGAUUUGCAGACAUGGAGAGUAAACUUGGUGAGAUUGACAGGGCCAGAGCGAUCUACUCCUACUGCUCUCAGAUCUGUGACCCAAGGGUGACAGCUCAUUUCUGGCAAACCUGGAAAGAAUUUGAGAUCCGCCAUGGAAAUGAGGACACCAUUAGAGAGAUGUUAAGGAUCAAGCGCAGUGUUCAGGCUACCUACAACACCCAGGUCAAUUUUAUGUCCUCUCAAAUGCUGAAAGCUACAACAAGCUCCACAGGCACUGUGUCAGAUCUUGCUCCUGGCCAGAUGGGAAUUGAUGAUAUGAAGAUGUUGGAGCAGAAAGCACAGCAGCUUGCUGCGGAGGCUGAACAAGACAAACCCAAACCUAAAGAAAAGAUUCUGUUUGUCAGGAGUGACACUUCUCGCAGUGAGUUGGCUGAGCUUUCCAAACAGGCCAAUCCCGAUGAAAUAAACCUAGAUGAGGAUGAAGAUGAUGAUGAACAAGGACCAGAGGAGGUGCAGCUUGAGCAGAAGAGUGUCCCCACAGCUGUCUUUGGAGGGCUCACAGAUGACUGAAAGAGAUUUUAUGUGAAUUAGCAGAGACUCAGACUUUUUUUUUAUUACUUCAGUAGAUAAAAAUGUUUAGUUGUA